Anopheles funestus (African malaria mosquito) is the source of this 2684-nucleotide messenger RNA. RefSeq names its product cryptochrome-1 (gene cry). The transcript is spliced from 5 exons. NCBI's taxonomy places the organism in Eukaryota, Metazoa, Arthropoda, Insecta, Diptera, Culicidae. Gene Ontology annotation, cellular component: cytoplasm; nucleus. Gene Ontology annotation, molecular function: FAD binding; DNA binding. Gene Ontology annotation, biological process: circadian regulation of gene expression; entrainment of circadian clock by photoperiod. Bases 498 to 2135 code for a protein of 545 amino acids. The record is from RefSeq and is a predicted model, not a curated record.
AAAAAAAUCUACACACCACACUAGCUGCUGUUCAAAAUUAAACGAAACACAAUAGAAACGUGCAUGUUCCACCACCAAAGUACCUUGUUAACGCCUUGUUGCCUAUACUGGAGAAUCUUUGUUUACUGGGAUCUGUACCGCUGUCAUCGGCAGAGCAGCGACGCAUGAACUACAACAACAACAACAACACUAUCAGAUGGUGAAAAAACAACACGCACCAUUUGAUAAACCAGUUCAGGUUGGGCAAAUUAUGUGGACCGUUUCGCGUGUGUGAACAGUUUCACAACCUGUGCAGAAGUAUUAGAAGGUCGUUCAGAGGAAGAUCAUAUCCGGUAUAUCCCACCUGCGCCGUGGAUUCUUUGCGAUAGUGAGAAAACUUGUUUUUUUUCUGGAGUUUGCAGCAUCCUGCUAAGUUAUACUCUACCUGUGCAAAUAAAUACGCAGUUGCUGAGGUUCAACAGGGAGACCGCUAGGAGGCGUAAAGUGCGUGUGAAAUAAUGACUAUCAAUAAUAUAUUAUGGUUUCGCCAUGGGCUUCGCUUGCACGAUAAUCCGAGCCUGCUGGAAGCGCUGAAGAGCGAUUGUAUCAAUCAUUCCAGUGAAGCGGUGAAACUGUUUCCGAUCUUUAUAUUCGAUGGCGAAAGUGCAGGCACCCGCGUCGUUGGGUACAACCGGAUGAAGUUUCUGCUGGAAUCAUUGGCUGACCUUGACCGGCAGUUUCGUGAUCUCGGCGGACAGCUGCUGGUAUUUCGGGGCGAUAGCGUAACCGUGCUUCGCCGACUGUUCGAGGAGCUGGACAUCAAGAAGCUAUGCUUCGAGCAGGACUGCGAACCGAUCUGGAAGGAGCGCGAUGAUGGCGUGACGGAGCUGUGCCAAAAGAUGGACGUCCGUUGCGUGGAGAACGUAUCACAUACGCUCUGGAACCCGAACGAGGUGAUACAAACGAAUGGGGACAUUCCGCCGCUAACGUAUCAAAUGUUUUUGCAUACCGUCAAUAUAAUUGGAGAUCCACCUCGUCCGGUUGGUGCACCGAAUUUCGAAUACAUCGAGUUUGGCCGCGUUCCGGCCAUACUUUCUUCGGAGCUGAAGCUUUGCCAGCAAAUACCGGCACCGGAAGAUUUUGGCAUUUUCUACGAAGGCAAUGCGAACAUCGCCUUCCAGAAGUGGAUUGGCGGUGAAACGCGUGCCCUCGAAGCGCUUGGCGCACGGCUGAAGCAGGAAGAGGAAGCGUUCCGCGAAGGUUACUAUUUGCCAACGCAGGCCAAACCAGAAAUUCUCGGCCCGGCAACAUCCAUGAGUGCCGCCCUCCGCUUUGGCUGUCUGUCCGUGCGCAUGUUCUACUGGUGUGUGCACGAUCUGUUCGAGAGGGUACAGUCGCACAGCCAGUUUAAGUAUCCUGGCGGACAUCAUAUCACCGGGCAGCUGAUCUGGCGUGAAUACUUCUAUACGAUGUCGGUACAAAAUCCAUACUAUGGUGAGAUGGAGCGCAAUCCGAUUUGCUUGAACAUUCCGUGGUACUCGCCGGAGGAUGAUUCGCUUGUGCGAUGGAAGGAGGGCCGGACGGGCUUUCCAAUGAUUGAUGCGGCAAUGCGGCAACUGAUGGCUGAAGGUUGGCUGCAUCAUAUAUUGCGCAACAUUACCGCGACGUUUCUCACACGCGGAGGACUCUGGUUAAGCUGGGAGGCAGGAUUGCAACAUUUCCUCAAGUACCUGCUGGAUGCUGAUUGGUCCGUGUGUGCCGGCAACUGGAUGUGGGUAUCGUCAUCCGCUUUCGAGCGAUUACUCGAUUCAUCCAAGUGCACUUGCCCGAUCGCACUCGCACGCCGGCUCGACCCGAAAGGUGACUACGUAAAACGCUAUCUGCCAGAGCUGGCCAAUUAUCCAGCACAGUUUGUACACGAACCAUGGAAAGCUUCCCGGGAGCAGCAGAUCGAGUAUGGGUGUGUGAUAGGCGAACACUAUCCAACGCCUAUGAUCGAUCUGGCUGUAGUGUCGAAGCGUAACGCGCACACGAUGGCCUCAUUAAGGGACAAGCUUGUGGACGGUGGUUCUACACCGCCCCAUUGCCGUCCGUCGGACAUUGACGAGAUCAGACAGUUCUUCUGGUUGGCGGAUGAUGCCGUAACAGAAGCAUAGGCGGAUUGCCUUUUUCCUACAAAGUCAGACAGGAAGAAAAAGCUGUACGAUAAACCGACCAAAUCGGAUUGGAAGGAUUUUAAAACGUUGAUUGGAGUACGAAGAGAGUUGUAUUUAGUUUUCCUCUGUUAUUAACUAUUGCUUUCCGACGGUGUUAAUGGGAUAAAUUUCGUAAAGAUCGUGUUUUUGUGGUAUCUAUAUAUAUAUAUGAAUAUUUUGUUUUCAUAGAAUACAAACCAGACAAACAAUGGUACAUAUGGCGUUUGUUCUAGCCGAGCUAUAUUUUUGUGUAGUGUCCAUUUUCUAGAUAAGAACUGUACGUGUACGUAGAUCAUAUAUGCGUUUUCCAUGGACCGUGUUACCAAGCAAGAGCGAAUCAAAUUCCUCUUCAGCCGGGUAUGGAAUAGAAGACUUACAACAGUCAACGAUGCCGACCAGAAUCGACGUGGCGGAUGCGUUCUCAAUUGAAAAUGUAUACCAAAUAUAUAAUCGUGUAAAAAAACAAUAAAACUCUAGUUGCAUUGGUUAACAAACAUAAUGCAGAACAUA